CCCACACCCCAAGCUCUGCACAGCUCUUUCGCCGGUGAACGCUUGGUCGGACAGCGCGGGUGCCAUUUGGCGCAGUAUUGAGCUACAUCCGUCGACAAAGAGCGUCCUGUUAUUUAUUUAUCGUCGUGUUUGUGAGUUUUAUUUAAUACAUUUAGCCGUUAAACGUUCACAAUGAGUUCAAUCAACGUCAAAAAGCUGAAAGUUAACGAGCUGAAGGACGAGCUGAAAAAGCGUAAUCUGUCGGACAAGGGGCUGAAGGCCGAUCUGAUGGACCGCCUGCAGGCCGCGCUGGACGAGGAGGCCCUUGCCGGAGACUCUACGCUGAACCAGGACUCCUCGGCGGACGAGGGUGUCGGCCAGGCCGCCGACCAGGAGGGCAUGGGAGAGGAAGAAGAGGGCGAGGGCCCGAUAGAAGAAAGCAUGGAGGCCAACGAGGAUGAGGAAGAGGAGGAGGAGGAAGAGAGAGACGAGCCGGAAAAUGGGGGCGACGGUGAUGGCGUUGCCGAGGACGAAGAGAUGGGUGAGGGGGAAGAGGAUGGAGAUGAGGACGAUGAGAUGGAUCCCAUGCUCAAGGGAGAUGUCGACGACAUGGAAAAAAUAGACACGGAGGAUGGUGAGCCCGCGGACCAGGCUGCAGAGGGGGAUGCGGACAAAGACACGAAUGCUGAUCAGAAGAAUAAGAAGGGUGUUAAGAGACGCCGGGAGGAACAUGGAAGGGGCUACUUUGAAUUUAUUGAAGAGAACAAAUACAGCUGGGCCUCAUUUAAGUCUCCCGUGCCACCUCUGGAGGAAGAAGAUGAGGAGUUUGAUGACACAAAAGUCUGCCUUGAUACUUACAACUGCGACCUGCACUUCAAGGUGUCACGAGACCGUUACAGCGCCUCAUCUCUCACAAUGGAGAGUUUUGCUUACCUCUGGUCCGGAGGCAGGGGCACGUACGGUGUGAACAAGGGCAAAGCCUGCUUUGAGAUGAAGAUUGCAGAGAAAAUUCCUGUGAAGCACAUUUCAAGCAAGAACAUGGAGAUUCAUGACGUUCAGGUCGGCUGGUCCCUGUCCACUGGCACCCUCCUCCUUGGUGAGGAGGAACAUUCUUAUGCAUACUCUGGGAAAGGCAAGAAGACCACCAACUGUGUGACGGAGGACUUUGGAGAAACCUACGAGGAGAAUGAUGUCAUCUGCUGCCUUAUUGACUUUGAGGGGGAGGAGGUGGUGAUGUCCUUCUCCAAGAAUGGUGGCGAGCCGGCUGUCGCUUUCCAGAUAACCAAGGACUCUCUGAAUGGCCAGGCCCUUUUCCCCCAUGUCAUCUGCCACAAUUGUGCUGUGGAGUUCAACUUUGGCCAGAUGGAGACUCCUUACUUCCCUCAGCCCCAGGGCUACACCUUCCUGCAGCAGAUCCCCGUGGAUGACCGAGUCCGGGGGCUCAAGGGGCCACAGACCAAGGCUGACUGUGAGAUCAUUGUGAUGGUCGGCCUGCCAGGCUCAGGGAAGACUACAUGGGUGAAGAACCAUGUCCAGGAGAACCCUGGGAAAUACUACAUCCUGGGCAGUGACACCAUUGUGGACAAGAUGAUGAUCAACAGCCUGAAACGCCAGUCAAAGGACAUUACAAAACUGAGUGCCAUUUCCCAGCGAGCACCACUUUUCCUAGGAAAGUUUAUUGAGAUUGCUGCCCGCAAGAAGAGAAACUACAUCCUGGAUCAUACUAACCUGUCUGCCCCAGGCCAGAAGAGGAAGAUGUGCUUGUUUGCUGGCUUCCAGCGCAAGGCCGUGGUCGUCUGCCCCUCUGACGACGACUACAAGCAGAGAGUUCAGAAGAAGGUUGAGAGUGAUGGCAAAGAAGUGCCUGAGCACGCUGUCCUCAAAAUGAAAGGCUUCUACUCUCUGCCUGAAGAGGGGGAGAGCUUCAGCGAAGUCGUCUAUGCUGAGCUGCAGAAGGAGGAGGCCAGCAAGCUGCUGGAGCAGUACAAAGAAGAGAGCAAGACAGCUCUGCCAGCUGAGAAGAAACCCAACCAGGGAAGCACGACACCAAAAAGAGGCGGUGGCCUGCGCGGUGGCGGCAGGGGAGGCAAGAACCAGUUUGGCCGUGGUGGUGGACCUGGACAGAGAGGCGGCGGCCGCGGAGGCUUCCAGAACAGAGGCAACUUCAGAGGAGCUCCUGGCCCUCGCGGCGGCUUCAACCGUCCACCUCGUGGCUUCCUGCCUCCCCCAGCCUUCAGAGGAGGAUUCCAUAACCGUGGAAACUUCAGCAGGGGUGGUGGUCCCAUUCCCAGCCUGGGUGGAUCCCCCAGGGGCGGACCGAUGAGGGGUAACAUGGGACCCAGAGGGGGACCCAUGAGCAGAGGUGGCCCAAUGAACAGGGGAAACAUGAGCAGAGGAGGCGGAGCCAGCAUGCAUCGUGGUGGAUCCAGGGGACAUCACAACCAGUUCCAGCAGAGAGGCGGUGGUAGCCGUGGCAACUUUGGCAACUAUGGAAACAAGAAUGGCAACUUUGGUAACAACAGGAACAGCGGUAGCUAUGGCAACAGGAAUGGCAUGGACAAGGCCCAAGCCUUCAACCAGAGCUGGCAGCAAGGGUUCUGGAACCAGAAGCCGUGGAGUCAGCAGUAUCAGCCUGGAUAUUACUAAGACACUUGUAACAGACUGGUGGCCGACACUGAGACCCACCGCUAGCCACGGAACAUCCCUCCACCCCGCUUUUUUGAUUUUUCUUUUCUUUCCGAGAACCCACUUUUAAUAAUAUAAACCCACCAACUGACAACGAAGACGAACACGAUAUGGAGCGACAACAUUCCGCAUCAGAGAGGAGACCAGGCAACCUGAGUAUAAUUGAAGCUUUAUAUAUCUAUAUACACAUGUACAACGUGGGUUCGGUCUCAUUCGAUCAUCAGUUAAUUUCUUUUGUUGUAUAUUUCAUUAUAUAUAUUUUUUCACCACUUUUAAAUGACGUGCUUUUAAAAAAAAUCUCAUGUUUGUAAUAUCAGGAACCAGAAACAUUGCGCCAGCCCGGCAGAUUUUGAGAGAUUUUUUUUUUUUUUUUUUUUUUUCCCCCCCAGGGUUGUGCUUUUUAUCUGUGGUGUGAUUUUUAUUUUGCUUUUUUAUUACAAAAUUGUAAAUAUAUUUUUUUUUCUUUUCUUUUUUUUUUUGCGUAAUUUGUCUAAGAAGUUAAAAACGGUAAUGAUUGAAUAGAACCUUGGCUUAUUAGCGAGACGCAUGGUAGCUGAUUAUAUUGUUAGGCUGUACAUGUCAUUAGAGUCUGCUGUCAAACAGUUAAACCGAAGCAACAGAUGAUUUGUCUUUUGUUCCCAGUAUCAAACCUGUAACCUAAACUCCAUAGACCUACAAUAAACAGCUCGUUGGCUUUUUUACAUUCUUGCUGGCUUAUGACUUUUGAUUCAGUUCAAAGGUGUGUAAAAGACCUUUGAAUGGGCGAUGUCUGAGUUUGCUACUUCAAACAGUAAGGACAUCAGCCCCGCUACAAGCCCCAGUUUUCACCUCAUUAGCAAACUACUCCCUUCAAGUGUCCUGUCUUUGAUACGUCCUUCAGCUAUUCUAAUGUACACUGCUUUGAGAAAACAUUUUGGCCAAGCCAUUUUAAGGAUCUAAGUAAGCCAUUUUUAGUACAUUUUGCCUUUUUAAUUCAUUUGUUUGUUUUUAAAUAUAGGUCUUUUAAUUUGUGAGUUUAGUUUAAUUAGGGCACUGACUACGCUUGAUUCUCAGGAGGAAGUGUGGUUUUUAGAGUCUCUAUCAACUGUUCCUCUAGACUUCUGAAAAACAGCUAGCACUGACAAGUCCGAUGAAUUACAAACCAGAACCACAUUAACAGGUUUUUUUCCCAUUUAUAUUUCUGAUUUUAAAAUAGACUCCACUAUUUCAAUUUUUGUACAAAUUUGUGAUGAUGCUAGUUCAGCACAAAUGUGAUUGAAAGCAGGCAGGGUUACUCAUUUUCACCAGCAAACCUAAAGGGCUACACAGUGUCACAACACACCCACUACUAACACCACCAACAGUUCAUGAUGACCUUUUUAGACUGAUGGGAAAAGAACAAAAGUAACCUUUUUUUUUUCCAAUGUAAAGGCAUGUUUUAGAAGCACCCCAGAGUUCAUGUUGGUGACUGUGUGGCCCGGCAAUAAUGGCAGCUCCUCAUGCAACAGCUCAUAAUGUGCCACAUUAUCCUGGCAGAGGACGCCCUGCUUGUGUUUCAACACUAGAACAACGUCAGAGCUGGAAAACAGACCAUCACAGUAGAUCAGAUGAAAACCCAGUGGUGUGUGUUGAUUGUUUUUAUUUUUUACCUGCCCAUGUUGAUAUUUAAUAAACAUGUAAAUACGUUACCACUAUUUCAACCAUGCACGAAUGUUCAUUAAUUAAUUAAUUGACUUGGAGUAUUAACUGUAUUGUGAUUAAGAAAG
Messenger RNA from Epinephelus fuscoguttatus (brown-marbled grouper), 4409 nucleotides. RefSeq names its product heterogeneous nuclear ribonucleoprotein Ub (gene hnrnpub). Gene Ontology annotation, molecular function: snRNA binding; transcription corepressor activity; RNA polymerase II C-terminal domain binding. Gene Ontology annotation, biological process: positive regulation of attachment of mitotic spindle microtubules to kinetochore; RNA localization to chromatin; negative regulation of transcription by RNA polymerase II. Bases 172 to 2625 code for a protein of 817 amino acids. The transcript has 14 exons. NCBI's taxonomy places the organism in Eukaryota, Metazoa, Chordata, Actinopteri, Perciformes, Serranidae. The record is from RefSeq and is a predicted model, not a curated record. Gene Ontology annotation, cellular component: nuclear speck; mitotic spindle microtubule; centrosome.